This is a messenger RNA of Terrapene triunguis (Three-toed box turtle), 949 nucleotides long. RefSeq names its product intraflagellar transport 27 (gene IFT27). The record is from RefSeq and is a predicted model, not a curated record. NCBI's taxonomy places the organism in Eukaryota, Metazoa, Chordata, Testudines, Emydidae. The transcript is spliced from 8 exons. Gene Ontology annotation, molecular function: GTP binding; GTPase activity. Bases 205 to 765 code for a protein of 186 amino acids. Gene Ontology annotation, cellular component: Golgi apparatus.
GCGUGGAAGAGCCCAUUAUGUACCGAAGGGCGUAGGCAGUUAAAAUAGUUUUUUUCCCGCUAUUUCCCUCAGAACGCUGCCAGGAAGUUGUGCCUCAUUUUGGCUCCAGCACCCUGGGGUCUCUCCCUUGAGACAGGGCUUCAGUCAUCAUCGCCGUGACCCCCCUGGGAACAGUCCCCGGUUCCCCUUGUGGCAGCACAGAGCAUGGUGAAACUAGCUGCAAAGUGCAUCCUGACAGGUGACUCAGCAGUAGGGAAGAGUGCCCUGGCCCAGAUGUUCUGCAAUGAUGGAGCUCAUUUCCAGAAAAACUACACACUGACGACGGGCGUGGAACUGUUGGUGAAGACUGUAUCUGUUCCAGAGACAAGUGAUAGUGUGGAACUCUUCCUUUUUGACUCAGCGGGGAAAGAACUAUUUUCUGAGAUGAUGGAGAAACUGUGGGAGCAGCCCAAUGCCCUGUGUAUUGUGUAUGAUGUCACCAAUGAACAGUCUUUCAACAACUGUGCCAAGUGGCUGGAGAAGCUGAGGGCACGGACACUUGGAAUGCACCUUCCAGGUGUUUUAGUGGGAAAUAAAACAGACCUGAUUGGUCGACGAGUUGUGGAGCAGAAACAGGCACAGGAGUGGGCUGAGAUCCAUGGCCUACGAUAUUGUGAGACAUCAGUGAAGGAGAUGGAGAACAUCGAAGCCCCAUUCCACAUACUGGCAAACUCAUUCCACCGACUGUACAGAGAGAAGGUGGAAACCUUUCACUCACUUGUGUGAGGGCCUUGGGUAUAGCAACUUGCUUAGCCUCUGUGGGGUUUCUUUUAGUCCGGAAACACCCUGAUGCCUAGAAUCCCGCAGACUGGAAGAUGGAGAGAAAGUGAGAGAUGAGAUUUUUUUUUUCCCCCUUGUGACCGUUUCCUGACCAUUCAGAUUAAACCGGAAAUAAAUAUGGGGAAAGGCA